CUAUGUCGAUAUUUCAGAUCGGUAGACAGAAAGUCCCAUAGGAUGAGACGUCUGUGCAGAUCUUACAUCUGUGUUUACACGUUCAGAACGAUACUCAUAAGACUGAGGAAGAGUUUGUUCAGACAAUAGUGGACAGAAAUUUUUGGCAAUUAUUUUUUAUGACCUAAACAGAUUUCAGGUAAAGGGGAUGGCGUUUUACGACAAUGACCAUUGGCUCCUGUCACACAUUCGCGAUAGUUUUUUACUAACAGACAAUACAGGUCAAUGCGAAAUAGUAAUGGUCGGAGAAGAUAUUCCUAAACAGUUAAAGUCGAAUGGCAUGUUGCACUGUUAUCCUGGUAUGGAAGACAGCGACGAUGAAGAUCUAGAUGGUCUUGUGGAAUCUUAUGACGUACAGAUGGAAUAUAGUCACAGAGAACGGUCUAACACUGCUAAAAGAUUGGAGAAAAUGGAUCUCGAGAGAAAGAAAGCUGCCAAAGUAAAUAUAAAGUGGGAACACAAUCCUGCGAUGUCUCUUAGCCAACAAUCAGAGUUAUUUCAAAGAAAAGACUUUCGUAAAAAGACUGGUCAACCUAGUAAGAGGCAUUCUCUUUUAUCCGAGCAACUUGAGAAGUGUCCAAACUUACCACAAAAUCCGUUCAUGGAAUAUGCCAAGUUUGAUGGUAGUGCACAAGUUGAUAUUCCUAUCAGAAAAUACAGGAUUUUUAUGUGUAUGUUACCUAAAGAGCAAAGAACGUACCCUCUACAAAUAGUUGUAGUUGCUACUGCAAAAGUAUUGGAUUUCAUUGGAUUAAUUUGUUACAAAUAUGCGAAUGAACAUCCAGAUCAUCAGCUGAAGGAGGAUAUAGCAAGAUACGGUUUAUACUUCACGGAAGAUGACGGCGAAGUCGAUUGGGAUUUACCUUGCCUAGAUCCGAGAGAAGCUAUUUCUAAAUUUGAAUUCACGACGCUCGGUCUUACCGAAAUGAAACCAAGCGAUAGAGCCAGACACAAUAUGGCUGCUCAUGUAGAAACGAAAGACGAAGACAAUUUUCUGGAAAGGCAGAAUGAAGAACAGAAAGAAGUUGCCGAAGACUUGGCAAAAAUGGAAGGUCACACUACUGCCAUGGAAGCUCCAUUAUACCAAUCAUACAGGGUAUACAUAAUUAACAAAGUCAGAACAAAGACUGAAAUUUGUUUGGGAAUCUCAGGUGAAAAAAUUGAGAUUAAUCCAAUAAUGACUGGUAAAGGUGCUGGACGUUUUUGGAAUAGGCAACGUGCAGUUAGCUAUCAAAUAGACAAUAUUGCCUGGUGUGAGAUAACAGAAACAAAGGGAUCAAAGACAAUUUUUACAUUAGUUUAUACACCGCACUCUUCUACAUCCGAAAAUAUUUUAGUAUCAUCCGGACAAUUCAAAAAUCACGAAUUCGAGGCGGAUUCGAUAACCGCCGAAGAGAUCGUUAGAAAAAUAAAUCAUAUACUUGAAUUGCACAGCAGCACAUCGAGAAAAGAAUACUUAUCUCAAAAAGAAAGAAAAGCCGCUAGGCGCAAGAGCUUUCACUUGCACAGAUGACAACUCUACUGGUUUCUUUAUUCUAUUUUAAAUUAUUUAAAGCAUUGAUCGUUUUAAUGUGAUCAGAAUGGAAACAAAUACUUGCUUUAAUACAAAUAUAUCAUUAUCAGUUUAAUGAUACUCUGAUAAUUUGGACGGGCCAUGACAAAUGCUUCCUCGGAAUCUGUCAAGGUAGUCAAAUCUACAGGUUGCCCUUGGCUUUCUAAAAGUAAUUUCUUUUUUGUCAAACAUUUUCGUUCAGUUUUUCGUUGUCUAAAUGUCUCAAUCCAUUCUUUCCUCUCAUUUUUAAGGCUGCAUAUGUAUUGUUCCAAAUUGAAAGUUUCUGCUUGAGAAGUCUCAGAAAUACAUCUAUCUGCAUCACUGUUAUCC
Nomia melanderi (Alkali bee) is the source of this 1921-nucleotide messenger RNA. It is a transcript of the gene Sin1, whose product is annotated as SAPK-interacting protein 1. The record is from RefSeq and is a predicted model, not a curated record. Gene Ontology annotation, biological process: TORC2 signaling. Gene Ontology annotation, molecular function: phosphatidylinositol-4,5-bisphosphate binding. NCBI's taxonomy places the organism in Eukaryota, Metazoa, Arthropoda, Insecta, Hymenoptera, Halictidae. Gene Ontology annotation, cellular component: plasma membrane; cytoplasm; TORC2 complex.